Messenger RNA from Entamoeba invadens IP1, 453 nucleotides. RefSeq names its product C-MYB, putative. The transcript has a single exon. Gene Ontology annotation, cellular component: nucleus. Gene Ontology annotation, molecular function: DNA-binding transcription factor activity, RNA polymerase II-specific; RNA polymerase II cis-regulatory region sequence-specific DNA binding. The record is from RefSeq and is a predicted model, not a curated record. The coding region runs from base 1 to 453 and encodes 150 amino acids. Gene Ontology annotation, biological process: regulation of DNA-templated transcription. Lineage: Eukaryota; Evosea; Mastigamoebida; Endamoebidae.
AUGAGUACAAGAGCAAGACUUUCACCAAUAUCAAGAUCAGUCCGUCCUUGGGAUAAAGAAGAAGACGCAAGACUCCUCGAAGCUGUCAGGGUCAAUGGAGACUCCAACUGGGAAGUCAUUGAAAGGUGUGUUGUAACUAGAAGCAGGAAGCAAUGUAGAGAGAGGUACCAUAAUCAUCUCAAGGUCUCAAUACAAAAAGGAGACUGGACGGUGUAUGAAGACAAUGUUAUCCUUGAAAAGGUCAAUAUGUUCGGAAGAAGGUGGACACACAUCUCAUCCUUCUUACCACAUAGAGCUCCAAAUUCAAUCAAAAACCGAUUCUAUUCACAUUUGAUUAAACACUUGAACGACAACACCAAAGUGAAUAAAUCCCAUUCUGACUCCGAACUCACUGAGAUUACACUUAGUGCGUUUGUCCCUACAUCUCCCAGUCUUUACAAAAUUAUUAUGUAA